AUGCGGAUACUGCAGGCGGCGCUUCUGGCGGCCGUCGCCGCUUCGUCUUUCGCUUUCGAGGUUUUUUUUUUCUCUCGAGUAAUGAGGAGCUCUAGCCUAUUGCAAUAAAAUUGUCUUGAUUGUUUGGGGAGUCAGGCAACCCAUCGAAAACAAGACAGACAGAUUGUGAUAAGAACGCGAAUGUUUUCAAUAUUAAACAGAAAAACAAGUUUUAAAGCUUUCGAAAUCAUGCUAACGGAAAUGGAUGUUAUGAAGAUCUUUAAAGUAGAAAAAUAAAAUAGGAAACUAUGUUUUCUAGUGUUCUCCGGAUACUAUUCUGCGUAUGGCGACCAACAAAAGAGCCAAACAGUUGGAGCGAGAGUGUCACGAACAAAAGAGCGGCCAGCCUGUCUGCGAGACCAAGUCCGACGUCGAAAAGGCCUGGAAGGACUUCGAAAAGGCUUCCAACGACUACAAAAAGGUCUUUCGUUUUGGAAUUUAUUUCUAAAACUUUUUAGGCUGUUACGGCCUGCCGAAAAGUUGUAGAGUCGAGGAGUCGCAGAGACGUCGCCGACGGCCCCGAAGGCGGCGUUUUUCUCGGCGACGAAGACGUACCGUAUCAACCUAAUAUUGAGGAUCCUGGCCAUGAAUACCGGCUGAAACGCAGCAACCAAGGUUUGGAGAAGUCGUGAGGAUCAGGGGCUUUGUUUCAGACGACCCCAACGAUCCAAAUAUCGACCACACUGGCCACGAUCACCGGAGAAGACGUGAAACUGGUAGUAAACUUGGCAAGGUAGUCAUUAUUUGAUUGAAAUUGUUCCAGAUGAUCCCAGUGAUCCCAACAUCGAUCACACCGGCCACAACCAUCGCAGAAGACGUCAUAAUGGUAGGUUGACUUUUAAAUUCAAUAUUUUGAACUGGCUUCUGAAAAUCUUAUCACCCACGCCAAAUCUCCAAUAUAUUAGAUUUUUACCCAAAUUGAAAAUUAGUGAGAAAAUAAUGUAGACCGAUAGCCUGCCAAUAAAUUUUGAUAAAAUAAUUUGAUUUUUUUUUCCGUUGUGUAUGACUUUUUAAGAAUUUUCUGAAAAGACAAUGGUUUUUAGUAUAUUUACCUCAAUUUUAUUUUUUUAAAACUUUUUUUGUAUUUUAUCUGCAUGAACGGUAGAAAAAAACAUACUGGAGCAAAAGAAACAAGAUGAAUAUGAUGUGAUCUUGCAGAUGAUCCGAACGAUCCCAACAUCGACCAUUCCGGACACAAUCACCGAAGAAGACGUGAAAGUGGUAGUAAACGAGUCUAGGUAGUUAUGAUUUGAUUAAAAUGGUUGCAGAUGAUCCGAACGAUCCCAACAUUGACCACACCGGCCACAAUCAUCGCAGAAGACGUCAUAAUGGUAGGUUUUCUUUCAGAUUCAACAACUUGAUGAGCUUGCUAGAUUCUUAAGACCCGAGUUGAGCUAUACACGAAAUGAUUUCAGACGAUCCCAACGACCCAAACAUCGAUCACACCGGCCACAAUCAUCGCAGAAGACGCCAUAAUGGUAUGUUGACUUUCAGAUUCAAUUUCCGAUACCGAAAUGAAUGAGUUCUACUAAAUAAAUUUUCUGCGCUCGGGAAAUGGUUAAUAACCGAGGCGAUUUCCGGAGAUAACUGAGAGAAAAAGUAGAAUCCUACGGAAAACCUGAGUAGAACCGAGUACAUCAAGGUGAUGAGAGCACGAGUCGACGAAUAUAUUACGUCUUAUUUAAACUUGUUACUUAUGAGGACGGUUAAAUUUUUCUAGUAGCAUAGAAAAUCUGAAUCGAUAGCUGGUGAGUGGAUUUUAGAAUAAGACUCAACACAGGCAUACAUUGACUGAUAAAUCAAACUUUUAUUGAUGCUCAUAAGCCGUAGCCCCUAUAUCAACGAAAUCAUUGCAGACGAUCCCAACGACCCAGAAAUCGAUCAUACUGGCCACAAUCAUCGCAAAAGACGUCAUAAUGGUAGGUUUAUUUUUAGAAUCAAACAUCCGAUAUUUUUGCUUGAUUCCUAAAAGUUCAUAUUAUCCAUGAAACUAUUCCAGACGAUCCUAACGACCCAAACAUCGAUCAUACUGGCCACAAUCAUCGCAGAAGACGUCAUAACGGUAUUUUGACUUCCAGUUUCUAUAUUGGAUCAUAUUACUCGAUUAUUAUGAGCCGUAAUGAGCGUUAUCCGCAGAACUAUUACAGAUGAUCCCAACGACCCAAACAUUGACCACACGGGCCACAACCACCGACACCGAAGACAGACAUGCUCUGCCGCCGCGCAGAGUGACUUGAACGAACUGAAGGCGUCCUUCGAGUCCCAUUGUGUCCGCGACAACAUGUAACACGUCAUUCGUCUGCUCUCAUAUAACUCCAAAUUUUCAGCUGUCUGCCGAAAGAAGACCUGACCCCUGGAAAACAGCGAGACGACUUUGAGGCGAUCCACAAGAAACGGGCCCAGAUGUACACUAACUAUCUUUCCAAACUAUUUACUUGCUACGGAAAACUUUGA
Messenger RNA from Caenorhabditis auriculariae, 2493 nucleotides. The record is from the annotation of a GenBank genome assembly. Lineage: Eukaryota; Metazoa; Nematoda; Chromadorea; Rhabditida; Rhabditidae.